This is a messenger RNA of Hemicordylus capensis (graceful crag lizard), 945 nucleotides long. Its product is annotated as olfactory receptor 8S1-like. The record is from RefSeq and is a predicted model, not a curated record. Gene Ontology annotation, biological process: G protein-coupled receptor signaling pathway. The coding region runs from base 7 to 945 and encodes 312 amino acids. Gene Ontology annotation, cellular component: membrane. The transcript has a single exon. Gene Ontology annotation, molecular function: olfactory receptor activity; G protein-coupled receptor activity. Lineage: Eukaryota; Metazoa; Chordata; Lepidosauria; Squamata; Cordylidae.
AGAAAAAUGGAAAAUCAGACCACAGUGACUUACUUUGUGCUCCUUGGAUUUUCAUACAGCCCACCAGUCCAGAGUUGCCUCUUCUUGGUGUUUUUGUUUAUAUAUGUGGUAACCCUAAUGGGAAAUAUUGUGAUUAUGAUGGUAAUAAGGGGCAACAUUCACCUCCACAGCCCCAUGUACUUCUUCCUGGGUCAUCUGUCUUUUCUUGAUGUCUGUUUCUCUUCAGUUACUGUGCCAAGGGUCUUAAUGAAUUUAGUAACAAGCCGGACAAUUUCAUACAGUGGCUGCAUGGUCCAGACGUUUUUUAUCUUUCUCACAGCCUGCACUGAAGCAUUUCUCCUUGCAGCAAUGGCUUAUGACCGAUAUGCUGCCAUAUGUAAGCCUUUGUAUUAUGGACAGAUCAUGAAGGCUGCCUUUUGUAGAGGGCUGGUGGGGGGUGCCUGGGCAGUCGGUUUCAUACAUGGAUUAGUAAAUACACUGCCUGUACUGAAUCUAAUGUUCUGUGGUCAAAACAUUAUCAGACAUUUCAGCUGUGAGCUCCCUUCGUUGCUUGCCUUAUCCUGCUCAGAAACCUUUAUGAAUAGGAUUACAUCUUUCAUUACUACCAGCACUGUGGCAGGUUUCACAUUCUUCAUUAUUCUGGUGUCCUAUAUCCACAUUGUCUCUACAGUGCUGAAGAUGCAAUCAGCAGAAGCUAAACGGAAAACCUUCUCCACCUGCAGCUCCCACCUCAUUGUUGUGGUUUUGUUAUACAGCACUGGCUGCUUUAGGUAUAUAAGGCCUAACUCGGCCUCCUCAGUCAUUGCAGAUGAAUUCUUUUCCGUCCAGUAUAGCAUUUCAACCCCCAUGCUGAACCCCAUUAUCUACAGCCUGAAAACAAGAGAAGUGCAAGAAGCCAUAAAGAAACUGAUGAGGUAUACACCACUGGUUUCUCGUGUUCUCUAA